This is a messenger RNA of Micropterus salmoides (largemouth bass), 5687 nucleotides long. Its product is annotated as retinoic acid-induced protein 1. Bases 235 to 2967 code for a protein of 910 amino acids. Gene Ontology annotation, biological process: regulation of transcription by RNA polymerase II. Lineage: Eukaryota; Metazoa; Chordata; Actinopteri; Centrarchiformes; Centrarchidae. Gene Ontology annotation, cellular component: nucleus. The record is from RefSeq and is a predicted model, not a curated record. The transcript has 6 exons.
AUUGUGAAGGGUGCAUCCGGAAGUUUGAGAUUAUACUCUAAACUUGACAUUGCUGCUGCCAUCAGAGUAGUGUGUUCCUGGAAAGUGUGAGGAUCUUUAUUUAAUUUGGGGCUUUGUCUCACCGUAGUGUUAUUAUAAUUCGUUAGAGUAGGUGGGCUGUUGAAAGAGAUGCAGGGUGGGACGAAUUCUUAACUGGACAUUUAAAAAGGCAACAAUCUUUCCCGUCCGGUUGUUAUGGAGCAGCCACCUGGGAGCUUAGAUGAUCUACGGCCUCAAGACCUCUCCACCUCCAGCGUCCCCUCAGUGAUUGACCUGACAAGGAAAGGCGAGGAAUGUGUCGUCAACACCACGUCCCGCGAUGCUCUACGGAUGGUCAAGAGCCCCGUCUGGUACCCAAACUCUGGGACAAGCAACCCAGGAUUACCCUUAUCAGAGACCGGCUCCUCGGACAUCACACUCCAAUCAGGGGAUCAAAUUCAACCAGACAAUGCCUUCUCCCACACUACAGUCACCCUCUCCUACGUGAGCAGGUCUCACGUCUUCACCACUCACGACUCCCUGACUCGGCAUUCACCUCUGUACGGUGUGCCGCCUAUUAGCAAAUUGUCUCUCCACCCUCCUUGUGACUCAGAUAAAGGGCUUGGGGAAACUGGCUGUGCGUUCAACCAGCAUUGCUUGGAGCAGGUGGAGGGGCCCGUGCACCUCGCCACGGAGACAGAACUUUUCCAGUCUCAGGUGGGACCAGAGAACAAUAGGGGACUGCGUCUAACACCGGCGCCUCGUGAGUUAAAUGGUGGAGUCAUUUCCAGCGAUGGCAAUGUGGCUAAGCAUGUACAAGGUGAAGAGGGACACAUCCGCUCUCGGGAAAACAGAAACGGUUUGGAGAAUGGUCAGGGUCAUGGCUGGUCGAGCGGGGAGGAUGAGGAGAGGGGGGGCUCUGAGGUGCUCUUUGUCAUGUCUAAGAAACAGGACCCAGUGCUCGACCCGGAUAGCGUGGCUGCUAUAGACCAGUGUUCACGGAGCAGGGAGUACAUCAGUCCUCUGGAGGACCCAGUCUCCCCAUCAGCUACCUCACAGGACGAUGUGGAGGACGUGUUCAUCCUGCCUCAGGCCUCCAGCUCGCCCAGCGGCAACAACUCUUAUCUAGAGACAACUGAGGAGGUUGUGUGGGAGGCCCUGAGUACAGAAGGGGCCCUUCAGCCAGGCUCUGGCAUUAGAGAUAGCGCCACAAGGUUAGAUUCAAGCGAAGAAAAUAAGCAGCCUGUCCACACAGGGAAGGCAGUGUUGCAGCCUUUGAUUGACUUGACAGGUGACGUUUGUGUGUCAGAUGUUUCGGAAAACAAACCAAGGACCGUCAUUCCUCACAUGAACGGCAAUGCAAAGGCAUUACAGAGAACUUUAACAGAAAAGAAACUGCCAGUGCGUUCCGGCAGAGGGACACGGUUAGAGGCUAUAGUUAUGAACAUAAAUUCAAGCAGGUACAAAGUGUCAGGAUGCAUACGCACCAGUAAGAAAGCAAAUGCUCCCAAAUCGGCAGCUAGUGAUUCUAAGUUAGCCAGUCCUAAGAGGAAGGACACCCUGUCCGUAGGAAAACGGAAAAGCAGAGCGAAGGCGUCUUUCUCAGUUAAAACAAUCAAACAAAAAGCAGUAAUUCCAAUGAAAAGGGGUCAAACUAAUAACAUUAACACUGACAGUUGCAAAGACUCUACCUCUGAUUCUGAAAUCAAUCAUUCUAAAAUGUCACACAGCAGCACACCUCCAAAAAGCCCUCAGUCUGCUGUGCACAAAAACUCAAAGAAGGAGCCGGAGCAUCUAUCUCACCCUGACCCCUCACUGGAUCUUCAUGCGAAGAGGUCCCCCCCCCCAUCACUGCCACCAAAAUCUCCAAAGAAAAGCCCGGGCAAAGCCAAAGGCAAGGCAACUGGUAGCAAAACAUCUCCUACUGCCAAGACGAAGGGGGUUCGCACUCCCAAGAGGAGGCGAAAGAAACUUCAACAGAUCAAGUCGUCCUCCAUGUUCUCCCCCAGGGAGCCAGAGAUCAAGUUGAGGUACGUCAGUUACAAGGAGGAGAGAAGGGACCCGAGGUUAGACCGUUUCUCUCCAUUCGUCCGUGUGGAGUGCCAGCAGUCAUCGCCAUCACUGUGUACUGUAAUCAACUACCCCGAGGAGGUAAGGACACAACACAAGAAGGGCCAGCAGCAGCAGGCUCACCCUGGUGGAUUUGUUUCCGCAGUUGUACCCAGCACUUCCUGUCUGCAGCUGGGCCGAGCAUCCAUGCACAGCCAGCACCAGCGCUAUCUGGUCUGCUGCUUGUGCGGGCUGUCUGCCAACGCCAUGGACUUGGGGGACCUCCACGGCCCUUAUUACCCCGAAGGGUACCAGCUAAGCACCAAAACACCAGCGAGUAUGUCGGGCCUCAAAGAGGAAGACUUCAGCGAUUCGGACUCUUCGUCCUGCAGUAUCAGGGGCAGGGGGAGGAAGGGCGCCAUUCCACCUGCACCACGCCACCCCAGGCCAGGAGCUCGGCUAAAUGAGAAGGGCCUCACGGGGAGCCACCGGUGGGCCGCUGACUGUACAGGCAGCCCUGCAGCUAAGCGUGCUCGUUCAGACGCGGGCUCUGCCGACGUGGAGGACUGGUACAGCCCCCCUGUGGUACCUCUGGAGCCCUGCGAAUACUGGCUCCACGAAGACUGCGGCAUCUGGUCCGCAGGCGUGUUCCUUGUGAAGGGCAAAGUGUACGGACUGGAGGAGGCUGUCAAGGUGGCCCAGGAGACGACAUGUUCAGCGUGCCGUGAGCCAGGUGCUACACUGGGCUGCUUCUUCAAGUGCUGUCCCAACAAGUACCACUACAGGUGUGCUCUGGAGUCAGAGUGUGUACUCAUUGAAGCAAAUUUCUCCAUGAAGUGUAAAAAGCACAAGAACAAGACGUUCAAAGCCCCUCCAGGGAAGCGAUGGGAUGACAGGUGACAAAGUUAGCAGAAACCUCAUGAGACGCUCACCUGCAACAUCCCGCAGGGGCUCUUCUUCCCAGUCUGCAGGUAACCAUGGCGCCCGUGGACCGGGGUUCUUCUGACUGACAGCUAGCACCCGUAAACCUUAACUUCAACCUCUGCUCUUCAACUGCACUGUUAACCCCAGACACUGUGACUGGAGGAGCCCAGACCUCCCUCAGUCCAGUCUGACGGUACUCCUCAGAGACCUGCAGACUGAGGACACCUACUCUCAACUUCACAGAAAGUAACUUGCUGAAUUUGUCAUUUGUGUUGACUUUGUAGUUAUUUAUAUGGAUUUUUAUUUUCUCCUGGAUUAAAUACAAAUAACAAUCAAAGAUAUUUAAUUUUAAAGAUUUUGUAAGUAUUUGAUUAUAUUUGGUUUAUUUAUUACUGGAAUUUUCUAAUUGGCAUCUUUAGCAGUUGUCAAAGAGGUUAGAUUGUGUGUUUUUAAGUUAUUGCUAAAGCAGUUCAGUGUUGGAUUAUCAAGCCAGUCAUGGAGAUACUGGUUUUAUUAAAAAGAUGGGACAGAGCAAGGGCUGGGCGGUCGAGAUAAUACACUCUCAGAGGAAAGUACCCGAAUGGACGCUGUCAACACAACAGGGUUCCAUAUUAAACACGACACCUUUUUUUUAAUUUUUUAUUUGGAUUAUCAUGACACAUGGCAUUACAGUUUGUUUUACAAAGAGGGGUGCACAAACGCAUGUCUCAGCUACAGCCAAACGACACUUGCACUGAAUGUUGAGCCUGGUGGUUGUUAUGGAGGGGACCGUGUGUUUGAAUGUAUCCUCCCCAUGUGAUGGGGUUUUUGCAGGAAGCACUUUGGAGUGGCACUGAACAUGUCUGGUCUUGAGCAUAACCUUCUUCCCUCGCCGUCGUAUUGUUUGGUUCAGGCUCACUCACGUAGCGCUUCGAGAUUCACAGGUCAUUCUGUGAACUUUAACAAGAGACCCAUCUAACCACCAGGAUGAGUCCAUGUGAUUUUAUUUGGCUUAAAGCACUUUGGCUCUGCAGAGUUGAAAAGUACACGGGUUGUUUGUCUGCACGGCCCUUAAAUCAGUUGGUAUAGUAAUGGAAUUUGAAAUCAAUUUGAGAGCCCUGUUUAGGGAUAAUUAAUUAAGCAGGCUUAGUUUUUCCUUAGAAGUAAAGGGAUUCCUUUCAAUGCAAGGCACCUGCUGUUUACUUGGAUUUCUCCAGUUGGUGCUGCAAUCAAUUCUUUCAGUUUCAUUUUCUGAAUUUUGCAGCACAUUAUUCACGUCGUUUUAAGUGGACCUCAACAAAUCCUCCUUGGGACAUAAAGGACUAUUCUGCUUCACCAGUGUCACUAAAGUUUAAGAAGGAUGUGUGUCUGCAGAUUUUUAUGCUGACAUUGAGAAUAUUUAGUUUACAUCAAUAUUCAUUUCAGUAGGACUGACAGUGCUAGUGUUAAGAUUCUGGUAGUGUACUGCGAAUGGUGAAUUCACACCAGAACCUCUCUGAAAAGGCCUUAUCUGACAUACAAGAGGUAAACAUUUUUUCUAGUUCUCAAUCGCUUGUGUUGCAACGACAAAUCAGUGGAUGUACAUCACCUUCCUUUGGACAUCCUGAUGACUGAAGGCAGCUUGCAUGCACUUUUCUGCUGCAAACUCUGUUGUUAUCAAUACCAGGGGCAUGGUAGGCCAUUUCCUGAGGAAGCCUCCAACCACGCAGGUAAAUACUGACUGUCUGGGACUUGUGUGAACCGUGUAUUGAGAUUAGUUCCUGGUGUAUUAGUACUUGUUGAAUCAGGUGAUGAGGUCAGGGCUUUGGCCUGUCAGCCUGCCUGUUUGUUUUAGAGAGAAGUCUUUAUGUGAUCAGUGUUGCUAUAACGUCUAUGUACUUUCACAUAGCGCCAUUAGGGGCAGCGUUGUGCAGUCAGAGUGUGAGAGGUUCAUUAAGCCAUGGCUCCAUGGUAACUGAUAUCCACACAGAGGCAGCCGAAGGACUUUGCUGCUUAGUCUCUCACCAGCAGCAGCAGCAGCAGCAGGAUACACACACACACACACACACACACACACACACACACACACACACACACACACACACACACACACACACACACACACACACACACCCAAAUCCCCUUAUCCUGGAACAACACGUCUGUUUCGUUUGUGCCAUCCUUUGUUAUGUGUUUUUAUGUUUUGUUGCAGUGAAAUGAUUUUUAACGAGCAGUUGUGUCAGCAAGACUGAAAUGUUCAUUGCAAUGUUUUGUUUUUUUUCAAUUACAGGCGGAUGUUUGCAUUGUACCAAAUACAGCUUUUAGAAUAUGUUUUAUUCUUACAAAGUUUGGAUUUAAAAAAAAAAAAAAUUGUCCGUGUGUUAAUCUCAGGGCUGAAUCUCAGAUAUUCAGAUUUGAACUUUAUUUUUGUUUUCCGGGCACAUUGUCUUAACCCCACCCCACAUUAACUGGAGUAAUGAUACAUGUAGCAGGACGUGGUUAUCUCUACAGAUGCAAAGCCUGUCCUUCUACACACUACUCAUCACAUUCCAACGCCUCCUCCAUGUGUCUGUCUGUGCUGUGGUGUUUUUAGGUUUAACAUGGGACUAGGACUGCCAACUCGUGUCACUUUCUUCAUGGUCUUUAUUUUAUGGCAACUUUUUGUGCCGUCUUGGUCACCUCUCGGACCAUCAGAGGUCGUGUAAUUGUCAAAAAUAAAUAUUUUGUUCAACAUUGUG